GCGUUCGCCGCGCGGGGUUGCGGGCUGGCGGCCGUCAGUCGUCGGGUGAGCGGGGUGCGACGUAAACGCGGACUCGGACUAUGGCGGAAGGGCUGAUCCUCACUCCCAUAAAAGGGUCGAGUUGAUUGUGGUGCAGAUACGUGUGGUUCCCCCGCGCCCGGCACACAAAAUGCACUAACACUAUGAAACAUGAAAAUGGCUUUCAAAAAGUAAACAUUAUAUAUUGUUAGUUUUGUUGUAUUGUUCGUGGAACAGAGAGAAUACUUAUGUAUACAUUGAGAUAUUGUUGGUAUAUUAGAUUUUAAGCCCUGACUGGUAAAGAUCAUAUCUUCCAAAGAAGCAAAUAUAAAACGCAAAAAUGGCGACGCAACGAUUUUGCUUGAGGUGGAACAACCACCAAUCGAAUAUGCUGUCCGUGUUUGACCAACUGCUACACGCAGAAACGUUCACCGAUGUAACACUAGCUGUGGACGGCCAGUUGCUAAAAGCACAUAAAAUGGUUUUAUCGGCUUGCAGUCCUUACUUCCAAGCCUUGUUUGUCAAUCAUCAAGAGAAACAUCCUAUUGUUAUACUAAAGGAUGUACCCUAUUCAGACAUGAAGAGUUUAUUAGACUUCAUGUACCGAGGAGAGGUGAGCGUUGACCAGGAACGGUUGACGGCUUUCCUGAAAGUCGCUGAAAGUCUGAGGAUAAAAGGCCUUACCGAAGUGAAUGAGGAGAAAUGUGAUAUUCCAGCCCUCACGAACUCUUUGAUACAACAUCAGCAAACGAACACGACCGCUCACACGCCCCCGCCCCAGCUUCAUAGGAUACAUCCGUACAUGCACCAAAAGCGGCCGGCAUCUGGGAUGCCUACUGGUGGAGCACCCCCGAAUUUAUUAAUGCCUUUAUUGGGCAACGCCUUAAUGCAACCGAAAAGGAAAAGAGGUCGACCAAGAAAACUAAGUGGGAGCUCCAGCGAUGCUUUAAACACAGCAGCUAGUCCACCUGGCGAAUUUAUACCGGAGUCCGCAGCACACGCUACUACCAAUAGGCCUGGAGAUCAACUCAUUCGUGGUUCACCGGAGAUGUUAGAAGUAAAGAUGUCCAUGGAUGGCUUCAACAACACUGAGGAUGGCGCAACAUCAGGCGGCGAGGAUGCAGGCGAGGCUUUGUUGAUUGAUGAGGGCGAUGACGCCCAAUCAACCGAAGCCCAUACCGGCAAGGACUCCGAAUCUGCAGGACGUGGCACACCUGAUGACGAAAACAAAGAUAUAAAAUACGAACAAUCUCCAUCUCACGAGGGAAAAAUCCGGAUCAACCCAGCAACACAGGCUUCUACUUCUAACGAAUAUCAAAACGAUUCUCUAAAUAAUAACACGUUACAAGCAGGUGGGAACCAGAUGCAAAGGCCAUCAAUACGGAGGAGAAUAAGAAGAAGGGCUAAUUCAGCAUCGAACGAUCCUGCCGAGCAACUCACCGAAAUGUCUGUCAGGGGGCUCAACCUCUUCAGAUACGCGUCUGUGAACGAAGGCGUGUAUCAGUGCACUGAGUGCGCGAAAGAAAAUAUUCAGAAAACCUUCAAAAAUAAAUAUUCAUUCCAGAGGCAUGCGUUCCUCUACCACGAGGGGCAGCAGAGGAAAGUGUUUCCGUGUCCCGUGUGCUGCAAAGAGUUUUCUAGGCCGGACAAAAUGAAGAAUCACAUGAAGACGACACACGAUUGUUACGUGCCCAAAGAUUGUGUGUACACGCCGAACGCGUUUUUUAUGUUACCGGGGAUGGAGGCUCAAAUCCCCUCAGCGCUGAAGAUAGAGGAGUCAUCCCACCAUCCCGCCAUCGGAGCGGGGUCCUACGGGUCCACUCCCACGCACUCCUCGCCUGACCCCACGCAAGUUUGACUGACUCUUAUGUGACAAAAUCGGUACUAAGUAUUAUUAAUUCCAGAAGAACUCUUAAUAAUAGUGCCUUUUCAAACGCCUAAAGUUUCCUUGUAUGUUAGUUAUAAUAUAGAAUUCUAUAUAAAGAUUCGGAUUUCAUAGUAGUAUUGUUCUAUUUUUGGAGAUAAAUUUUCAUGUAGGUACACUUUUAUACUGUACGUAUUAAAAAUAUUUCCAAUGAUACUGUUAUGCAUUUAAUAUCUAACGUUUGUUACAUGUUUAGAGCUCAUUAUGUUUAUACUGUUUAAAGUAUGGUUGUGCAAAUAAUAGACAAUAAAUAUACAAUAUGUUGAGGCCAGUUACGCAAUAAUUUCAGCGUGUUAAAUUUUAAACACUAUAGAAUUUUUAGAUUUAUAGGGUGCUGUUAAAGUCUGAGAAGUGCCUUCCGCUUGCAAUUCUAUUAGCCUAUAUUAUAGAGAAUUUACAUAAAUUAUUUGGAACAGAUCUUUUUAUUAGAGUUUAAUCUUCUUAGUUAUCAGUUUACCGCAAGACAACAACCAAAGACUGUAUUACAUUUAACUGUCUUCUCAAUCUUAGAAUUCAGAUGAUAUAGCACUACUAUAUUAAUUUCUCAGAGAUAUAUUAAUAUUUUUAAUGGUUAGUUAUCUCCCUGAAAACACUGGGAAAACAAAUUUUUUUACCUUCCUUUCAUACAUUUUUAAACGCAUAAAGGUAAGUUAUAGUGAGCCUAUUAUGAUUUGUACCUAUUUUUCAGAUAGGUAUCUAUUGUUAACAAAAAUAUUAAGUUGUAUAGUUUUGAUAACGUCAGUAAAUAUGUUAACAUAAAUUAAAUAGUGCCAUAGCACAAUAUAACGAGUAUAAUAUGAUGUAUGAUAAACUGUCUCCAACUCUUAUUAUUUCAUUUAGGAUAUAAUUAGUUGAUAUAUAAACGAGUUCUAGAUGAAUCUAGGACCGAAAACGAAAUCAGCAGUUCUUCCAUUGAUAAGGGAAUAAUAAUUGUUAGUGUUAAACAUAACUAAUAUAAGUUUAUGUUUGAAAAUAUUAUUACUAAUCAACCUUUAAUUAAGUUCAUGUUUGGGAAGAGUAUAUAAUUAUAUAAGAGCAAUUUAUAUUUAGUAUUGAAGCAUUAAAUAUAGUUUAUAGUUAUAUCUACUAUUGUAUCUACUUAAAGAUUACUGGUUAAAUUGAGUUUUUGUAUUUUAAAAUUUAGCGCACAAUAGUUAACGUUAAGUUUAAUUAGAUUUUCAUAGAUCACAUUCUUGUAGAUAUAUAAAUGUAUAAUUUUAUGGUGUAUCAUUUGAAUCAGUUUAGAUUUAAUUAGUCACCAAGAAGGUAUUAACAAUUACAGUGUGAUUUUUUAUUUAAGUAGUUACGUCAGAGCCAGUCGAUCGCACAAAGUAUAAUGAAGCAAGUUCAAACUUCUCGCGAACUUAGAUUUUUUUUGUUUUUUAAAUUGAUUAUUCUGAGUCACCGCUCUGCAUCCAUGCGGUAUCCUUGAAGAUCUACCCGUACGGUCUCCAGAGUGGUGAAAUGUUAUUUCUAUGUUUUUUUCUUCUUUUGUAGUAUUUUAUUUUGUGAUAUUAGUGCUAACUAAGUUGGCUAUCAUAUUCAUUGUUGAGUUAUUAUAAUUCUUACUUUUCUUUUUCUAAACACUCUAGCUGCAAGGCAGCAUUUUGGAAUAAAAACUUGUUCGUAUAUUAAAAUCUGCACUAUGAAAGUAUUAAAAGAAGGGUGCAUGGUUAGAUUUUGUGAGAAGUGUUCUUUUUACUUUUUGUUUAUGCCUAAGCCUAAUUCCUACUUGCAAUUUAAACGUACAUAAUAUUUUUUAAGUUUCAAAGGUCAUUAAUAUAAUACACGUGCAAAUUUUUGAGUGUUCAUUUUAUAAGUAACGAUAUGUUUGGUAAAAACUAAGGGAGUAUGCAAAUAAAUAUUUAGAUUAUUCUUUUAAAUGCGAAAAAAGUGCACAAAAUUAUAUAAUAACUGUGCAUUUAACUAAAAUAGAAAGACACGGGUCUUAACGCGACGUUUAUGUCGUGUCUUUCUAUUUUAGUUGAAAUGGAACGGGAAAUUUUAAAAUCUUAAACUGUACGUUUAACUAGAUAGAUUCAUAUAAUUUUAUUUUUUAUUCACGUUACAUCAUUGCACCUUUUUGAAGACUUUUCUUUAUUUAGUAUUUGCAGUAAUCACAAUUGGCGGGGGCACUGCCGUGCCCCCAGAUACUUCAUUUCAUAUACCUACUUAAGGUACUUGUGCAGUUAUUAAUUUUUUUAUUACAGUCAAAAUUUAGUAUGCAACAAUCGCUAGAGGUAUUAUAGCUCUUAAUAACUUUAUUUCAUUUUAAAGUGCAAUUUUUUACGCAAGUGUUGAUUUUUUUCUAUAUUCUAUUGAAUUGAUAGUAUACUGAUACUAAAUAUUACAUAGAUGAAAAUGUAAAGUAAUUCACAUUAACAUUUAUACGAGUAACAUAUUAUUUUAUUUCUGUCACCACUCGAAUUUACUUUUAAAUUAAAAAAAAUAACAUUCUAAGAUACCAAGGUAUCAUUGUCUAAGUAGGUACUUCACUUUCAAAUUAAUUACCUAUUAUACUGUGUUUAUUUUUUUCAGAUUAAAAAUAAGGAUCGUCGGCUUAUUCAGUAAAAUAUAUCGUAAAUAUAUCAAAUGCCAUAUAAAUGAAUUGUUGCGACUUUCCUAUAAUGUUGUAAUGGUAUAAAGUAGGUUAAUAAGACCUUUAGGUAUUUGAUAGUCUUGUAACAAUAUUAACAAAAGUACUACCACAGUUUAACUGAGUUAAUAUAUUAAGGCAUAUUAAACUAUCGUUGAAAACAUCAAAGCUUUAACAUUUAAAUGAUGUGAACGAGACAAGAAAUAUUUUUAUUAGAUACAACUAAAAUUUGAUUAAGUUUUUAUUAUAAAGCAAAAAGAUCUUACCAUCGUCGUAUUGAAUGAAUGUGAAAAAUGUACACUACAA
Molecule: messenger RNA, 4844 nt
Organism: Ostrinia furnacalis (Asian corn borer)
Lineage: Eukaryota; Metazoa; Arthropoda; Insecta; Lepidoptera; Crambidae
Product: protein tramtrack, alpha isoform
Exons: 3
Coding region: 359-1876 (505 amino acids)
Biological process (GO): regulation of transcription by RNA polymerase II
Cellular component (GO): nucleus
Molecular function (GO): protein binding
Source: RefSeq, a predicted model, not a curated record